UUGGCCGCGGCGCCGCCCGGCGGAGGCUCGGCGCUCCCGUCCCGGCGGCGUCCGUCCGAGGCGGGCGCGGACUAUGAGAAGAUGGUCGUGCAGGCGCGGAGCAAGCACCGAGAGGCAGCGGCGGCGGCGGCCGCUCCGCGCCGAGCCGGAGGCGCCGGCGAGCCUGAGCCCGAGCGUGAGCUGCCCGGUGGCCGCGGGCUCCCGAUGGCGCCCCCCGGCGGCGGGCGGCGGGCCGGCAGGAAGGGGCAGCGGCCCGAACCCGCACCGCCCCCGCGCAGCCUCUUGUCCCGCGUGUCGGCGGGGCUCGGCGCGCGACUGGGCCAGCGCCCGGCUGGGGGCCGGGGCCGGACGUGGACCACGCUGCUGCUGGCUGCUUUUGCUGGGAUUUUGCACUGGAGUCACAUAACAAGUCUCUUUGAAAAUGAUCGUCAUUUUUCUCACCUCUCAACACUGGAAAGGGAGAUGGCUUUUCGCACUGAAAUGGGACUUUAUUAUUCCUAUUUCAAAACCAUCGUAGAAGCUCCUUCAUUUUAUAAUGGAAUGUGGAUGAUUAUGAACGACAAGCUAACAGAAUAUCCUCUUGUGAUUAAUACAUUGAAACGUUUUAAUCUUUACCCAGAGGUGAUCUUAGCGAGCUGGUAUCGUCUCUACACCUGGAUCAUGGGCUUGAUUGGCGUUCAGACCAAGAUAUGCUGGACCGUUACCCGAGGAGAAGGGCUUAGUCCUGUAGAAAGCUGUGAAGGAUUGGGAGACCCGGCUUGCUUUUACGUCGCUAUGAUUUUUUUGUUAAAUGGACUAAUGAUGGCUUUGUUCUUCAUCUAUGGCACAUACUUAAGUGGGAGUCGACUAGGAGGCCUCAUUACAGUAUUGUGUUUCUUUUUCAAUCACGGAGAGUGUACACGUGUGAUGUGGACCCCUCCUCUUCGUGAAAGUUUCUCAUAUCCAUUCCUUGUGCUUCAAAUGUUGCUUGUGACUCAUAUUCUCAGGGCUACAAAUGUCUAUAGAGGAAGCUUGAUCGCCCUCUGCAUUUCAAAUAUUUUUUUCAUGCUUCCUUGGCAGUUUGCUCAGUUUGUCCUUCUCACACAGAUUGCAUCAUUAUUUGCUGUAUAUGUUGUGGGUUACAUUGAUUUAUGUAAAUUAAAGAAGAUCAUUUACAUCCAUAUGAUCUCCCUAGCACUUUGUUUUAUUUUGAUGUUUGGAAACUCAAUGUUACUAACGUCGUAUUAUGCUUCUGCUUUGGUUAUUAUCUGGGGCAUUCUGGCAAUGAGACCACACUUCCUGAAAGCAAAUGUGUCUGAACUCAGCUUGUGGAUUAUUCAAGGAAGUACUUGGUUGUUCGGAACAGUCUUAUUGAAGUACUUGACCUCUAAAAUCUUAGGCAUUGCUGAUGAUGCUCACAUAAGCAACCUGCUAACAUCCAAAUUCUUCAGUUACAAAGAUUUUGACACUUUAAUGUACACUUGUGCUGCAGAGUUUGACUUCAUGGAAAGAGAGACGCCAUUGAGGUACACAAGGACCCUGCUACUUCCCGUUGUCCUUGUGGUGUUUGCAGCAAUUGUUAGAAAGACCGUUAGUGAUAUUUUGUGUGUGUUGUCUAAGCAGCGUACACAUAUGAGAAAGCACCAGUUCGAUCACGGAGAGUUGGUUUAUCAUGCAUUACAACUAUUAGCUUAUACAGUCCUUGGUAUUUUAAUUAUGCGACUGAAACUGUUUCUGACACCACACAUGUGUAUCAUGGCUUCUUUGAUCUGCUCAAGACAGCUCUUCGGAUGGGUCUAUUGCAAAGUGCACCCCAGCACGGUCGUGUUUGCUGUAUUAGCCAUCAUGUCAGUGCAGGGCUCAGCCAACCUGCAGCACCAAUGGAGCAUCAUCGGGGAGUUUAGCAAUUUGCCACAGGAAGAACUCAUAGAAUGGAUCAAGUUUAAUACCAAACCAGAUGCUGUUUUUGCUGGUGCCAUGCCUACGAUGGCGAGCGUCAAGCUUUCCGCCCUCCGCCCCGUCGUGAAUCACCCACAUUAUGAAGAUGCAGGCUUGAGGGCAAGAACAAAAAUUGUUUACUCAAUGUAUAGUCGAAAAACAGCGGAAGAAGUGAAGCAGGCAUUAUUCAAAUUAAGAGUGAACUAUUACAUUCUAGAAGAAUCGUGGUGUGUAAGAAGAACCAAGCCUGGUUGCAGCAUGCCCGAGAUCUGGGAUGUGGAAGAUCCUUCCAAUGCUGGCAAAACUCCUUUAUGCAGUCUCUUGGUAAAGGACUCAAGACCUCAUUUCCCCACCAUAUUCCAAAACAGAAUUUACAAAGUCUUGGAAGUUAUUAAAGAACGAUGAA
Molecule: messenger RNA, 2323 nt
Organism: Gracilinanus agilis (Agile Gracile Mouse Opossum)
Lineage: Eukaryota; Metazoa; Chordata; Mammalia; Didelphimorphia; Didelphidae
Gene: DPY19L1
Product: dpy-19 like C-mannosyltransferase 1
Exons: 22
Coding region: 82-2322 (746 amino acids)
Cellular component (GO): nuclear inner membrane
Molecular function (GO): mannosyltransferase activity
Source: RefSeq, a predicted model, not a curated record